This is a messenger RNA of Acanthocheilonema viteae, 4506 nucleotides long. Lineage: Eukaryota; Metazoa; Nematoda; Chromadorea; Rhabditida; Onchocercidae. The record is from the annotation of a GenBank genome assembly.
AUGUAUGUGGGUGAGAUCAGUGGGUGUGCAUGCCAUGCUAUGGCAUGCACACCCACUUACGAGAAAGUGUAUGCAUAUAUGCGUGUAUGGGUAUGUAUGGGUCUCGAAAGGAUCUCUGAGUAUCAGCGCUACGAUGGCUGGUUCAAUAAUCUUGCCAAUCCUCAUUGGGGUACAGUCGGAUCACAUUUGCACCGCGAUGCACCCAGCCAAUAUCAGGAUGGUGUUUACAUGCUUAAUACUAAUUUACCAUCAGCACGAGCUAUUUCAGAAUUAGUCUUCAAAGGUCCAUCUGGAAUAGCAAACAAACGAAAUGUCACCACAAUGCUUGCUUUUUUCAGUCAAGUAAUCGCAUAUGAAAUUAUGCAAUCGAGUUUAAUUAGCUGUCCGUUAGAGAUGCAUAAAAUUCCGGUACCGCGUUGUGAUCCUGUCUUUGAUGCACAAUGUGUGGGUAAAACGGAAAUUCCUUUUGUUCGUGCAAAGUAUGACAAGAAUACCGGACAUGGCUUCAAUGUACCACGUGAACAAGUGAAUGAACGUACAAGUUGGAUUGAUGCAUCAUUUUUGUACAGUACACAGGAACCAUGGAUUGCUGCGCUUCGUGCUUGGCAUAAUGGUUCGUUAUUGGAAGGACCAAUGAAGGGCUAUCCACCACUAAACGGUCCACGUAUUCCGUUGAUCAAUCCGGCACCACCGCAAAUACAUCGACUGAUGAAUCCGGAACUGUUGGGUGAUCCUCGUAUCAAUGAAAAUCCGGGUUUGUUAAGCUUGGGUUUAAUGUUGUAUCGGUGGCAUAAUAUACAGGCAAAACGAAUUCAAGAAGAACAUCCAGAAUGGACUGAUGAAGAGGGUGCUCGUCGAUGGGUCAUCGCAACGUUGCAGAAAAUAACUUUGUAUGACUUUUUACCACUCAUGUUAGCUGAUGAGGAGGCAGUUCCACCUUACGAGAGGUACAAGCCCCUUGUACCACCCGGCAUAUCUCAUGCCUUUGCUACCGCUGCCUUUCGAUUUCCUCAUACAAUUGUACCGCCUGCUUUGCUAUUUCGUAAACGAGCAAAUGGAAAAUGUGAAUUUCGUGAUGAGGUGGGCGGUUAUCCAGCUCUAAGAUUAUGUCAGAAUUGGUGGAAUGCCCAAGAUAUUGUGCAGGAAUAUUCGGUGGAUGAAAUCGUCCUUGGAAUGGCAUCGCAAAUUGCCGAAGGCGAAGAUACUAUUGUUGUUGAGGAUUUGAGAGAUUUUGUCUUUGGUCCAAUGCAUUUUACUCGUCUUGACGUCGUUUCGAGUUCCAUUAUGCGUGGACGUGAUAAUGGCUUACCAUCGUAUAACGAAUUACGACAAAAUUACAAUCUUCCGAUGAGAAAUUGGACAACAAUCAAUCCUGUGAUGUACGAGGAAAGACCGAAGCUUUUUCGUGAACUGGAAAAAUUGUAUGAAGGUGACAUUUCGAAACUUGAUGCUUAUGUUGGUGGAAUGUUAGAAACAAAUGGUGAAGGUCCAGGUGAACUCUUCCGAGCAAUCAUUCUUGAUCAAUUUUUAAGACUCCGUGAUGGUGAUCGGUUUUGGUUCGAAAAUAUUUGGAACGGGAUGUUCACCGAGGAGGAAAUUAAGCAGAUACAUUUGACAACUUUACGCGAUAUUAUCCACCAAACAACAUCAAUUAAUGAGGACGAAUUGCAGGAAAAUGUAUUUAUUUGGCAUGCCGGCGAUCCGUGCGGUCAACCGUUUCAAGUGAAUGCAAGCAGUUUGGAGCCGUGCAUACCAUUCAUGCGUUUCGAUCAUUUCACCGGCAAUGAAGUAACAUUUAUUUUUUCAUGCAUUGCGCUUGGCGUCAUUCCACUCAUUUGCAUUGGAAUUGGAUAUAUGCUAAUACAGAAGAGAAAGAAAAUGGGAGGUGACAUGGAGCCAUGUUUUAAAAAAGUUUUCCUUGAAAGUACCAAUUCGGACAAUACCAAAAUCGAAUUUGUCAAAAAGAGUAGUGAAAAAGAAAAGUUGCAUCUGUCUGCUAUCGAAUGGAUCAGUAAAAAUUACUGUCGAUCGGUGAUUGUAAUUGUUGAUGUUACACCGUUGAUUCGGUUGGAGAAACCACGGGGUGGCCUCUUGCGAUGUCUUCGUUUUAGCGACGUUAAUUUUGUAAAUGUCGCUGUUUCUGAUUUGAAUAGUUGCAAUUAUCCGUUCGUUAUGAUAUCCAUUCCAAAACACUACGAUUUGGUAAUUUGUUUGAGUAGUGAAUGCCAAUGUGCUCAAUUCCUUUAUGUUUUGAGCAAUGUUUUGAAUCGAACAAACAAACAGUUAAUCAUUCGUCGUUGUCCAAUUAAUUACAUUAUCGAAAUGGCUGAAACAAGCGAAAGACGCCAGGAGAAAUUGGACCACUUCUUCCGGGAAGCUUACGCGAAAUCAUUCAAUAUAGCGGAACUGUCGGGAGAUGUUAGCUCCGUAAUGUACGGAUCAAUCUCGGAAGAAGUUCUCAGUACGACAGUUACCAAAGCGGAAAUGGCUGAUGCCUUAGGAAUGCGUGAAAAUGAUUUAUUUGUUGAACGGAUAUUUGCCUGUAUGACAAAAGAAGAUCCGAAUUGUGUUACAUUUCUCAAAUUCCUGAAUGUUAUUGUUCGAUUUGCUACUGGAUCGGUUCGUGAUAAACUUGAAGUGCUGUUCAAUAUGUGUGAUCGAGAAGGACAAGGAAGAGUGCGCAAGAAGGAAUUUUGUGAUUUUGUCAAAUCAUUAAAUGUAGCAGUUGGAGUGAAAAUUGAGGAAGCGUUACAAGAUGGAAUAAUUGAUCGAGUGUUGCAACGAUCUGGAAUCAGUGCGGAUUCUAAAUUUUUAUCUCACAAAGAUUUCGAAGCUAUUUUUAAUAACGUAGAUGACAUACGACAUCCGAUUGGAGUACAUAUGCGUGGUGCAAAGUUAAAAAUUAAUCUCGAUGAGACAGAAAGUAUGAAUAGUUUUGCAAUACAAAAUGAAGAGAUUGGAUGGGUUCAUAUCAACUGGUACUUCUCGAUUAUAUCAUAUUUGGAAACUUAUCGUCAGCAUAUUGUUAUCAUUUUCUUAUUCACUGCAAUUAAUUUAUUAUUAUUUUUUGAACGUUUUUGGCAUUAUCGAUAUGAAACGGAACAUCGUGACUUACGACGUGUUAUGGGUAUGGGUAUAGCAAUUACACGUGGUGCUGCUGCGUCGUUAUCAUUUUGUAUGGGACUGAUUUUGAUUACAGUUUGUCAAAAUAUUAUUACAUUAUUACGUGAAACGUUAAUUCGUGAGUAUGUACCGCUUGAUUCAGCGAUAGCAUUUCAUAAAAUUGUCGCAGUAGUAGCUGGCUUCUGGGCUACGGUACAUAUCGUUGGACAUUGUGUUAAUUUCUAUCACGUUGCAACACAAAGUCAAGAUGGCUUACAAUGCCUCUUUCAAGAAGCUGUUUUUGGUUCAAAUUUCUUACCCUCAAUCAGUUAUUGGUUUUAUGGUACCAUAACUGGAAUAACCGGAAUUCUAUUGGUAGCUCUUAUGAGUAUCACUUAUGUAUUUUCAACACCAGCUGUCAUGAAGGAAGCAUAUCAUGCUUUUAAAAUCACUCAUCUUCUCAAUAUUCUAAUUUAUGCACUCACUGUACUCCAUGGGCUUCCAAAACUUUUGGAUAGUCCCAAAUUUUUAUAUUAUGUAGGUGGUCCAAUUAUUCUAUUUGUAAUUGAUCGCAUCAUUGGUAUGCGACAACAGUACAAAAGGUUGCAAAUUCUGAAUGGUGCAAUACUUCCGUCAGAUAUAAUCUACAUUCAAUUCAAAAGACCAAAUUCAUUCCGAUUUCGUUCUGGUCAAUGGGUGCGUGUCUCAUGUCCAGCAUUUUCAUGUACCUUUAAUGAACUUCAUGCAUUUUCCUUAGCCUCUGCACCGCAAGCAUCAACGCUUGAAUUGUACAUCAAAGCGAUUGGUCCAUGGACUUGGAAUUUACGAAAUCAGAUCGCAUGCGCACAUUCCAACGGAACGCCCUAUCCGGUACUUCAUUUGCAUGGGCCAUAUGGUGAUGGCAAUCAGGAUUGGCGUAAUUUUGAAAUUGCUGUGCUAAUAGGUGGCGGUAUUGGUGUAACUCCGUAUGCUUCAAUACUGACUGAUCUUGUUUACUUCAUUUGGGUAUGCUCAACACAUAAGAAUUAUGAAUGGUUCAUUGAAGUUUUACGUAGUGUGGAAGAAUCGGACAAAGAAGAUUUGUUGGAAAUACAUAUUUUUGUCACACAAUUCUUUCAUAAGUUUGACCUUCGAACUACCAUGCUUUACAUUUGUGAGAAGCAUUUUCGAAGUGAUAGCAAUGGCCGAAGUAUGUUUACAGGCCUUAAUGCUGUAAAUCAUUUCGGUCGUCCAAAUUUUGAAGCACUCUUCAAAUUCAUACAAAAUAAGCACAGAAAUAUUCAAGAAGUUGGCGUAUUCAGUUGUGGACCGAAUUCAAUCAAUAAAGAAAUUGGAAAAGCAUGCAGAGAAACUAAUAGGAUUCGAAGUGGAGCAUUAUUUUGUCACCGAUUUGAAACAUUUUAA